Molecule: messenger RNA, 1552 nt
Organism: Triticum urartu
Lineage: Eukaryota; Viridiplantae; Streptophyta; Magnoliopsida; Poales; Poaceae
Product: putative carbohydrate esterase At4g34215
Source: RefSeq, a predicted model, not a curated record
CGACACCGACCGCACCGCUUAUUCAAACCCCUCCGUCCGCUUCCCCACUCCGCCCGAAGGAACGUUGCCCCCGACCGACCGCAGUCCGCGACCAAGAUGCUCCCUUUCCUCUGCCUCCUCGCCGCCUCCGCCGCCGCGCUGCGGCACCACCACGCCGCCGCCGACGUGCCCCCGUCCAACAAGCUCAUCUUCAUCCUCGCCGGCCAGUCCAACAUGGCCGGCCGCGGCGGGGUGACCGGCACGCACUGGGACGGCGUGGUGCCGCCGGACUGCGCGCCCUCGGCCUCCGUCCUCCGCCUCUCCCCCUCGCUGCGCUGGGAGCAGGCCAGGGAGCCGCUGCACCAGGGCAUCGACGGCAACCGCACCUGCGGGGUCGGCCCCGGGAUGUCCUUCGCCAACGCCGUGCUCCGCUCCGGCGGCGCGCGCGGCGCCGCCGUCGCCCUCGUGCCCUGCGCCGUCGGCGGCACGCGGAUGGCCGAGUGGGGGAAAGGGUCGGAGCUGUACGCGGACAUGGUGCGGCGCGCCCGGGUCGCCGUGGAGACCGGGGGGCGGAUCGGGGCCGUGCUGUGGUACCAGGGCGAGAGCGACACCGUGCGCUGGGCCGACGCCAGCGAGUACGCGCGCCGGAUGGGCGCCCUCGUCCGCGACCUCCGCCAGGACCUCGCCAUGCCCCACCUCCUCCUCAUCCAGGUUGGGCUGGCAUCAGGGCUUGGGCAGUACACCGAAGUCGUAAGGGAAGCUCAGAAGGGCUUAAAACUUCGGAACGUGAGGUUUGUCGACGCGAUGGGGUUGCCGUUCCAAGACGGCCAUCUGCAUCUGAACACCCAGGCUCAGGUCCAGCUGGGACAUAUGCUGGCUCAGUCCUAUUUAACUUAUGGGCAUGCACAUCCUCUUCGAACACCCACACCAUGGUGGCUGCAACUUACUACCUUGGCUUGUUGCUUCAUUGUUCUUUGGAGGGAGCCAUACACAUCUGUGCUUAUAUAAUCAAACAAACAGAGGAGGUUGAAGAAGAAAGCUACUGAGCUCUGCACAUAACCAUAUACCAAUACAUAGGCAAUGCGAUGCCGAUACAUAGAAGAUUCAUUCUUUCAGGUGUAUAUAUACACACACAUUGAGAAGAAAAGAAACACUCAUAGAGAUCAUAUAUACAGUAGAAGAUUUUACGACACAUUUUGGUUUCUCCUCUGGUAAACCUGGCUAACUCUAGUGUAUGUAUGCAAGCAAAGUCAGCAUAGAUGGAAAAAUGAUCUGAUUUAUUGAGCUUGUGUAUUUUCUGGUAAUCUUAGUCAUUGAUAAGAACACUUGAGGACGUACAUGCUCAUGACAACAAUUCUUAGUUAUAGUACCAGUAUCUGAUUUGAUGGGGAAAUAAGUCAAAAUAAGAGUGAGUAUGAUAGUAUAAAUUAUUUUUCUAGUUAGUUCAAAUAGCAGCAUGUUUGCUCCUCUCCGGUACCAUAAACCCACCAUAUACCUUCCUCAAAACAGCCAUCAUACCUACCUAUCAUGACAUUUUCAUAGUCAUUCCGAGAUAUAUUGUCAUGCAACUUCC